Quercus robur (English oak) is the source of this 1327-nucleotide messenger RNA. RefSeq names its product tropinone reductase homolog At2g29260, chloroplastic-like. Bases 504 to 854 code for a protein of 116 amino acids. The transcript is spliced from 4 exons. The record is from RefSeq and is a predicted model, not a curated record. NCBI's taxonomy places the organism in Eukaryota, Viridiplantae, Streptophyta, Magnoliopsida, Fagales, Fagaceae. Gene Ontology annotation, molecular function: oxidoreductase activity.
AAACUUUACCCGUCGGACUUAUUACGGUACGGCUGCCUGCUUGGAACUGGGUUGGCCGCUGCUGGAAUGUCUCAGACUCUCAUUCCACCUUCACUCUCUUCUUCUACUCUAUCUGAAAAGUCUAAUCUCCUAAACCCACCCUCUCCAUUCUUCUCAAACCCCACCUUUCAUCACCGGUGGCACUCGCGGAAUCGGGUACAUAUUUUUACAUACAUAGAUAAAAAGAAGUCUUGGAAUUUAUUUUCUUUUCCUCUUUGGUUUGUGAGAAUUGAGAAAUUAAUUAUAUUGUGAACUGGGAAUUGGGUUUUGGUUUUUCUACCUUUUAGGCAUGCUAUUGUGGAGGAAUUGGUGGGGUUUGGAGCCAGAGUGCACACGCGCUAUCGGAAUGAGAGUGAGCUUGAUGGGUGUCUGAGUGAACGGGAUAAUUUGGGUUUUGGGGUUACUGGGUCAGUCUGUUACGUGUGAGAGAGAAGAGCUUAUGAGCACUGUGUCCACUUUGUUUGAUGGGAAGCUCAACAUCCUCAAACAUACGGAAAUCGGUAGUGGAUUUCACAGAUGCAGGAUUUUCUACUCUCAUGGCAGCCAAUUUUGAAUCUGUUUUCCAUAUUUCUCAACUUGCUUAUCCACCUCUCAAAGCAUCAGGAGUGGGAAGCAUUGUAUUCACCUCCUCUGUAUCGGGUUUUGUUUCACUAAAGUCUAUGCCUGUUCAGGGAGCUACCAAAGGAGCAAUUAAUCAACUUACUAAAACUUUGGCUUGUGAGUGGGCAAAAGACAAUAUAAGAAGAAGCAGUACCAAAAAUAUAUUCCAACAAUGUGUGUCUGAACAUCAUUUUCUGCUGCUCAUGGUAAGCUGAAGCCAUUUACAGUUAUCCCUCCAUCAACACAAAUGGUCUGACCGGUUAUGUAAGAAGCUGCAGGUAGGCAUAGGAAUGCCACCAAGGAAGAAACUUCCUUUGGCUCUCCACCACGUCCAAGAGGGGUUUGAGAGAUAACAGCCUCCAAAAAAUUUGCAUUUCUCACCGAAAACUGCAAAAAGAAGAAAAUAUAAAUUGUCAUGGUUAUCAUGAUUCAUGUUAAUUAUUAUUAUUUUAAAAUUUUAAGUUGGAACCUAACUUAGAUAAUGACCUCUUUGAAGGAGCCAAGGUAUUAUAGAAUACUGCAGUAGGUUAAAUUCAGUAAAUUGUUCACAUUUCUUAGCACAUGAAAAAUGCAAACUUACAAUUGUUUGUUUAUUGAGAGUGUGCAUUGUACAACUCAUUUGGGAGGGGAGAAAGGAAUGAAAUGGAAAUGAAUGAAAAAAAUAAUUUUAGAAUGUUUUCCCUUUUCU